Messenger RNA from Helianthus annuus (common sunflower), 1287 nucleotides. Its product is annotated as gibberellin 2-beta-dioxygenase 2. Gene Ontology annotation, biological process: response to light stimulus; gibberellin catabolic process. Bases 62 to 1057 code for a protein of 331 amino acids. The record is from RefSeq and is a predicted model, not a curated record. The transcript is spliced from 3 exons. Lineage: Eukaryota; Viridiplantae; Streptophyta; Magnoliopsida; Asterales; Asteraceae.
CACUUUCAUAUUCCCCUUUCUCCUUCAACACAACACAACACAACACAUACCCAACCUGACCAUGUUUCUCUCUUCUUCUUCCCCGUUAAGAACCAAGAAAACCCAAGCCAUCGGGAUCCCCGUCAUCGACCUCUCACUCGACACCACCACGUUGUCCCACCACAUCAUCGCUGCGUGUCAAGAUUAUGGUUUCUUUAAGCUUGUGAACCACGGAGUCCCCAUCCAAGUCAUCUCCAAAAUGGAGGAAGCCGUUAACGGGUUCUUCUCCAAACCCUCAUCCGAAAAGGUCAAAGUCAAAGCUAACCCACCUAGCCCGUUCGGCUAUGGUUGUCGAAACAUUGGUUUUAAUGGGGAUGUAGGCGAACUAGAGUACAUUCUCCUUCAAGCUAACUCUCUUUCCACAUGCUCAGACAACGUUAGUGUCGUCGCUAAUCAACCAACAAAUUUCAGAUGUGCUGUGGACGAUUACAUCCAAGCAGUGAAAGAAUUAACAUCUGAGUUGUUGGAAAUAUUGGCACUCGGUCUUUCUUUACCCGACACAAACGUUAUCAGUCGUUUGAUUCAAGAUGUCGAUAGUGAUUCGUGUUUUCGAGUCAAUCAUUACCCUGGGGUCAAGCCUGAGUCCAAUCAAGCAAAACCCGAUCAUCGGAUUGGGUUUGGAGAGCAUUCAGACCCUCAGAUAUUUACCAUUUUGAGAUCUAACGACGUGCCUGGCCUUCAGAUUUCUACCGUUGAUGGAUUGUGGAUACCGGUCACAACUGAGCCUACUGACUUUUGUGUGUUCGUUGGUGAUGUCCUAGAAGUUUUGACGAAUGGGAGAUUUAAAAGUGUAAGACACAGAGUAAUGGCAAAUAAGUCAAACAUGUCAAGAAUGUCUAUGAUGUAUUUCGCGGCACCAUCUUUGAACGAAUGGAUAUCACCGAUCCCACAAUUGAUCUCGCCGGGAAACCUAAGACUUUACAAGUCAUUUACAUGGAACGAAUACAAAAAAGCCGCGUAUUCCCUACGUCUAGGAGAUCAAAGGAUCGAUCUUUUUAAGUGUCAAUCAACGUUAUGAUUAUAAAAUGUUCCGUCAUAUGGAACAAUAUAUAGGUUAGAGUAGAAGAAAAUCAAAUGAAAAAAAAAAAGUGAAUAAUCAAUUAGUCAUCACCUAUGAAAAUGAUUUUUUGCAGGGUGAAUUGUUGGUUGUAGAAAACGGGAAGUGUAGAUGGUGUCUACGAUUCACUCACUAUCUUGUAAUAUGUAUUCCAUCAAUUAAUAAUAUAUUUGGUUUAUAUUUUUUUUUUA